UAGGGGGCAGCACCGCGCCUGCGCAGCGCCCUGCAGCAGAAGAAGUCUGACGUCACACCUGCUGACGUCACGUCCCCAGGAGACGAUGGCGGCCGCAGUGAGGUUGCUAAGCGGAGCUUCGAGGUCCAGAUGCAGACUUUCCUCGCCGAGCUGCAGCCAGCACCGCAGCCUGAGCACAGGUCUUCGCCUCCUGGCCCGUCCCCGGCCGUUUCCUCUGCUCAUCGUCACUGGGGGCUGUUACCUUGGGUACCAGCAGUACAAGAGGCGGGGCCAACAGGAUGAAGAGGCUGCACCCCACUUAGCCACGCCCACACAGGUGGCGCUGUACCGCACCUUCCCGACCCGCCUCGUCUCUCGGGCCUGGGGCCGUCUGAACGGCUUGGACCUUCCCACCUGGCUCCGUAAACCCAUCUACUCCUUGUACAUCUGGACAUUUGGCGUCAACAUGCAGGAGGCAGCGGUGGAGGAUUUACAUCAUUAUAAAAAUCUGGGGGAAUUUUUCCGUCGACGUCUGAAACCUGCAGUCCGACCAGUUUGUGCUGCUUCCUGCCUGACAUCUCCAGCUGACGGGAAGAUCCUUCAUUUUGGGCGAGUGAAGAACUCUGAGGUGGAACAGGUGAAGGGGGUUACCUACAGUCUGGAGAGCUUCCUGGGUCCACAGACGAGCCGCGGCUCAGACCCGUCCUCGUCGUCCUUCCAGGAGCACCUUCUGUCGUCUCCUGACACCGAGCUGUUCCACGUGGUGGUCUACCUGGCUCCAGGUGACUACCACUGCUUCCACUCCCCAACCGACUGGAAGGUGGAGCUGCGCCGUCAUUUCCCAGGCUCGUUAAUGUCAGUCAACCCAGGUGUGGCCCGCUGGGUCAAAGAGCUGUUCUGCCUUAACGAGAGGGUGGUGCUGAGCGGCCAAUGGCAGCACGGCUUCUUCUCCCUGACGGCGGUGGGCGCCACCAACGUGGGCUCCAUCAGGGUCUACUUCGACCAGGAGCUGCGGACAAACACUCCUCGCUACAGCCAAGGCUCAUUCCAUGAUCGAAGCUAUGUUGCUGUGGGCAACCAGGUGAAAUCAGCUACAGGUGAAGGGGGUGUGGCUUUGCACAAAGGAGAGCCUGUUGGGGAGUUUAACCUGGGCUCCACCAUCGUUCUGCUGUUCGAGGCUCCCAGAGACUUCAGCUUCAGCCUGCAGCCUGGACAGCGAAUCAGAAUGGGGGAGGGCCUCGGCAGCCUUUGAUUGGCUAAACGUUUCAGGGGGUGUGGUCUGCAGUGCAAUCUGGGAGGUCUUUAAUUACCUGCAGACACUGAGGGCGGAGCAUUGUGGAGGACAUAGGAAAAGACUUAACCUGUACUCAAACUCCCAGGAUGCUUUGUGCCAAAGCUUUCUCUUUCUGUGCUUCGGAUCCACGGCGCCACCAAAUGGCCAAAGUUUUAACUCAGAGACCUUCAGUUGCCUCGUCAUCGGUUUGAAGCAGCUCAUUGGUAGAAAGCACGGUGACAUCAUCAGUGAUCUUCUGAUUGAUUGGCUGAAAGCUGCAAACUUUGUUUACUUUUGUAAAUUAUAUCAGUGUAAAAAAUAAAUUUCUACUUCCA
Molecule: messenger RNA, 1587 nt
Organism: Fundulus heteroclitus (mummichog)
Lineage: Eukaryota; Metazoa; Chordata; Actinopteri; Cyprinodontiformes; Fundulidae
Gene: pisd
Product: phosphatidylserine decarboxylase
Exons: 9
Coding region: 86-1231 (381 amino acids)
Biological process (GO): phosphatidylethanolamine biosynthetic process
Cellular component (GO): mitochondrion
Molecular function (GO): phosphatidylserine decarboxylase activity
Source: RefSeq, a predicted model, not a curated record